UGCUUCAGACGUUAUGUUAGACUGUUGGAUAGAUAUUGGAAAUGAAUAUAAUAUGGAUUAGUAAAAACUCGGAAUAAGUCAGAUCUAUUUAUAUUUUUUCAAUAAAUUGGUAAUAAAAUUAGAAGAUGGAAAGAGAAUCAAAGAUAAAGAAUGAAUUAAAUGGGAAAACGUUCAAUUCUAAUGAUAAAGUUGAACAAAUGUCAGUUGGUGCUGAUUCCACAAUGCUAAAUAAAGAUAACGACGAAGAUGCACUACAUGAUGUAACUGAAGAUGUUGAGGAAUGUGAAAGUUGGGCUCCAGAGGACAAGAGUUGGGCUCCUGUAGAUAAGGGGUGGGCGUGGGUCAUCCUUGCAGCAUGUGUGUUUGAGAUUAUAAUAUACGGCGGUCUACUGCGAUCUCUGGGUGUCUUCUUCCUUCAGUACCAGACCAGGUUCAACUCCAAUGCCUCGGAAACAGCACUAAUGAGUCUCAUACAGAAUGUCGUCCUCAGUGUUACAGUAAUCUUCGUAAUGACCGUCGGACUGAAGAAAUUCAGUAGCCGUGUUGCAGUGUUUAUUGGUGGCUGCUUUACGGUUGCUGCUUACAUGGUAACAGGCUUUGCUACCGACAUCAGAGUGUUCUAUUUUGCUCAAGGAGUACUCGGUGGUAUUGGUUUGGCAAUGAUCCACUCACCCAUGCUUGCAGUUAUUGGGGUUUACUUUUAUAAACACAGGGGCCUUGCGAAUAGUGUGUUCAAUGGAGGUGGAUCAGUUGGAGGCCUUAUAUUUGCACCUAUCAUUGUGAAAAUAUUUGAGGAAUAUCAAUUCACCGGUGCCAUGCUAAUAUUUUCUGGUCUACUUAUGAAUAUUUGCGUUUCGGCUCUUGUCCUGCGACCCAUAGAAACUUACCACAAAAAGAAGAGAUUUAUCGACGAAGCAACAGAAAUUACCGAACAGGACAAACUUCUUCUUCAAAAAGACAGUAAUAAAUCUAAAAACAAUUUUGACAAGCAAGCAUUAAAGCUAAAUGGAAUAAAGUUAGAAGCAGGCCUCUUUCUUUCAGAUAAUAAACUAAACCAAAAACAUCAUCCUUUAGCCAAAUCAAAUGAUUCUAACCAUUUGCAGACCCUCGAGCCAAAAUUCAUUGAUCAUCAGUCUAAAGAGUCACCUUUGCUUCAACGCGUGCGAGCUUAUUCUGUCGGGAUUAGACAAAGGACGUUUUCCGAGCAUAAUCAAAGAUAUGAUAGCGAAAAUAAUUUACAUCAUAGAAAGAAUCCAAUCAAAGGAGUGAUUGACGCUAUAUCAAGAUCUCAGGUGGCACUAUACGCCAGCAGCAACGGCAUGUACGGCUCAGUGAUUGAUGUUGAUAUGCAACCAGGAAAUAUAAGUAAUCAUCCAAAAGAUCAUGAUAAUAAAGGAGAAAAAGAAAUUAUUGAACCAACUGAAGCAGCGGUCGGUUGCGGCUCAAAUAUAAAGUCAUGUUUUAUAUCUGUCUUGUGUACUGUGUUUGAUUUAGGAUUAUUACGAAAUCCAGUUUUCAUAACUUAUCUCUUAAUGGCAUUUUCCAUACACGCAGGAUUACACCUGGUCCCGAUCUUUAUGCCGGCUCAUGCAAAAGACAUUGGCAUCAGUAAUGAAAAGAUUGGACUUUUGAUAUCUCUCACGAUGGUAAUUGACUUGAUAUCAAAAAUAUUGGUUGGUGUCAUAGCGGAUAGAAAACUGGUUAGAACGCCGACUAUAUUAGUAAUAGUAUCUAUAGUAAUGGGGACAACGUCACAUCUAUUACGUUUCGUUAAUUCGUUCUCUUCAUUGCUGGUAUUUGUUGUUGUUGUAGGUAUUUGCUGUGGCCAGUACAUGUCUCUUUUUGGGGUGGUAUUAAUGGAGGUGAUAGGACCAGAAAAAUUCAAAAGCUCUCUAGGCUUUGGGCAACUCGUACACGGAGCAACUAUUGCAAUAUUCUUUCCCGUUACAGGUUUGUUACGUGACGUCACCGGAUCAUAUGUUGCGUCUUACCAUUUAUUAGGUUCGUUGACGUAUCUAGCCGGUGCAAUGGCUUUCAUUAUUCCAAUUGUAAAUAAAAGGAAAGGCAGGGACAGUAUUACUAAACAUGUUGAUAACAACAACAUGACUGUUAGAUUAACCAAGUCCUCCGAUGUUGAGGAAAAUCCAGGACCUGGAAAUGGACAAGAAUCUAUGACAGAUGAAAAUACACUUAAAAUUUUAAGAGCUAUAUCUGAAACAAAAGAUGAAAUACGAGAUGUUAAGUUUGAGCUAAAAAGUAUGAAAUCAGAAUUAGUAUAUUUGAAAACUGAAAUGAGCAUGAUCAGGUCAAAAGUUACUACAAUUGAGGAAAAUCAGCAAUAUCUAGAGGAAAAAGUCAGAGAAAUUGAAAAUGGAUAUGAAAUGUUGAAAUAUAGUCAAGAUGUAGUGAAUUCUGAUAUAAGUUCCUUAUCAAUGGCGGAAGAAAAACGUGAGGAAAGGCUUAGUAAUAUUGAAAAGCAGCUGAUGAUAACUGAAUCGGAAAGGCUGAAGUGUUCGCUGAGAAUUUUUGGACUGAAAGAGAUUGAGGAAGAUAACACAUCACUCAAAGGUUUGAUAGUUGAUGAAGUUCUUAGUGUAUUUAGAAGUGAUGAAGUUAAUCUAACUUCUGAAACAAUAUUGUUUGCCAGACGAAUAGGGGAAAAAUCGGAUGAAAGUGCCAGGAUGGUAAUAACGACUUUUGCGAAUAGUGAAGAUAAAUUCAGGUUAUUAAAGUAUAGAGAUGUCCUGCGUAGUAGAGGAAUUCGCAUCUCCAAUGACUUGUCAUUCAUACAACGCCAACAAUUGAAGGAGAUAAAGCAGGGUGGUUUGCAAGGUUAUUUUAGAAAUGGGAAAUUGCAUACAUACAAGCCUCAAUCUUGUACUGAAUACACUGGUAAUACUCGAGUUUUCAAGCGAGCUUCUCGUCAAGUCGACCAUCAAAAUGACAUAGGCCCAACUGAUCAAGAUAUCAUGGAGACAGGACCUAGUGUUAUUGAAAGUCAGCAAAUCAGCAGCAAUGAUCCUAAUCUUAACUAUGAGUUACUGAUAAAUGGAGAUUUUAAUGCCAGAACAGGCUGUAUAGCUGAUUAUACAUUAGGGGAUACAAAUAUUCCAGAAUUGAAUGAAUAUAAUGAUAUUCUUGAUGUUUUUAACAAAUUAGAUAUAGAAAAAGCCAUGACAAAACCAAAUUUAAGUGAGGUAAAUGGACCUGAUGGACAGACAAUGGAAAUGAAAACAAAGGAUGAAGAUGAAGAUGAAGUUGACGGGGCUGAAAAAGAAGAAACAAAAGUUGACGUAAAAGUUCGGCAAAGUGGACCUCCUAUUGACAGAGGAUAUGCAUGGGUCGUACUUGCAGGUUGUGUACUUGAAACUUUCAUUUACGGUGGUCUCAACAAGUCAUUUGGCGUAUUUUUCCUGCAAUACCAGAUGAGGUUCAAUUCUAAUGCUUCAGAGACAGCACUGAUGAGCCUCGUUCAAAACGUUGUAAUUAGCAUAACAGCUCUACUCGUAAUGACCAUAGGUUUAAAGAAGUUCAGUACACGUGUAGCUGUAUUUAUUGGUGGUACUCUCACGGUAGCUGCCUAUCUCAUCACUGCCUUCACUAGCGAUAUCAGAGUGUUUUAUUUUGCUCAAGGUGGCCUUGGAGGUGCUGGAAUGGCUUUGAUUGUACCUCCGAUACUGGCAACAAUAGGUGUUUACUUUGAAAAGCAUCGAGGUCUAGCAAACGGCAUAUUAAUGGGAGGAUCGUCUGUAGGUGGUCUUAUAUUUGCUCCUGUCACUGUUAAACUAUUUGAUGAAUUCCAGUAUACGGGGGCGUUCUUAAUAAUAUCCGCUCUUCUGAUGAAUAUCUGGGUGUCCGCCCUCCUAUUACGCCCGAUCGAUAGCUACACAAAGAAGCAAACAAAAUCUGCUGAAACCCCGGAACAACCUGAAGAGCAAUCUCCUUCAGUACAGUCAGCAUGUAACGAAGAUCCUAAUAAAGUAGACAAGUUGGCAUUUGAGGAAAUAAAUGAGGAGACUGUGGUUAUAAAAUCUGAACAUGAAGAAAAAGAACAUUUUCUAGAACACCCUGCCGUAAAAUCGACCGAAUUUACUCGAAUGCAAUCAUAUGAUCCAAGCAUUCUUGACAGGAAAUACCAAGCAUCACCUUUGCUACAACGCAUGCGCACGAAUUCUCAAAGACUUCGUCAGAGGACAAUAUCUGAAAAUAGCCAACGAUACAAGAGUGAAAAUGAUGUUCAUCAUAGUAAACAUGCUUUGAAAGGAGUUAUUGACGCAAUUUCUCACUCGCAAAUUAAUGUUUAUGCAAGCGGAGAGGGAAUUUGUGGUUCAUUUAUAAGUUUAAACGUUCCUUCAGUGCAGGAGAUUUCGAAGAUUGACGGUGUUGAAGCGAAAAGUGAUUCAGAUGAAAUUAACGAAAAGAACGACGAUAGUAGUAAAUGUUGCACAUUAGUUUUAAACGUUUUGCGAACUGUAUUUGACGUAGGGCUACUAAAAGAUCCUGUUUUCAUAACAUUUAUGUUCAUGUCAUUUUCCUUGAUAUCAGGGGUUGCGUUAAUACCGGUUUAUAUGCCAACCCAUUCAAAGGAUAUUGGCAUCAGUAAUGAAAAGAUUGGGCUGUUGAUUUCUCUAAUGGCUGUUAUUGACCUAGUCUCAAAACUUAUUCUUGGUGUGGCAGCAGACAGGAAGUGGUUCCGGAGGUCGACGAUGAUGCUCGUUCUGUCAUUUAUCUUAGGAACGACAAUCCAUCUGAUGCGUUUUGUGAAUUCAUUCGAAACCAUGGUUAUAUUUGUUGUUAUAGCAGGUAUUUGUUGUGGCCAGUACAUGUCAGUAUUUUCUGUGAUACUUAUUGAAGUUAUUGGACCAGAAAAGUUCAAGAGUUGUUUAGGAUUUGUAACUGUUGUACACGGCACGUCUAUUGCAGUGUUCUUUCCAAUUGCAGGUCUCCUUCGUGACGUCACCGGAAGUUACGUCGCUUCAUUCCAUCUGCUUGGUGGACUUGCAUAUGUUGGCGGCGUCCUUGCUUUUCUUAUUCCAAUAGUAAAUAAAUGGAUGAAUGGUAAAAAAGAAAAAGUUUUAACAGAGGAUCCAGCUAAUAAAACAUAGAUUGUAAAAUAUUGUUAAUUAUUUAUACAUAGAAAAAAUAUUGUAGAAGAUUUA
This is a messenger RNA of Ruditapes philippinarum (Manila clam), 5159 nucleotides long. RefSeq lists its product as uncharacterized. Gene Ontology annotation, biological process: transmembrane transport; monocarboxylic acid transport. Lineage: Eukaryota; Metazoa; Mollusca; Bivalvia; Venerida; Veneridae. Gene Ontology annotation, molecular function: monocarboxylic acid transmembrane transporter activity. The record is from RefSeq and is a predicted model, not a curated record. Bases 126 to 5105 code for a protein of 1659 amino acids. The transcript is spliced from 15 exons.